Molecule: messenger RNA, 428 nt
Organism: Somion occarium
Lineage: Eukaryota; Fungi; Basidiomycota; Agaricomycetes; Polyporales; Cerrenaceae
Source: the annotation of a GenBank genome assembly
UUUCGUCUUCGACACUUCAAAAAUACAUACAAAAUGACAAAGCGCACUCGCAAAGUUGGCGUGACCGGAAAGUACGGUACCCGUUAUGGUGCUUCCCUCCGUAAGCAAGUGAAGAAGAUGGAAAUCACCCAACAUGCCCGAUACACUUGCACAUUCUGCGGAAAGGAUUCAGUCAAGCGCCAAGCGGUUGGCAUCCGGGGCUGCAAGUCUUGCAAAAAGGUUGUCGCUGGUGGCGCUUGGACGGUUUCGACAACCGCUGCCGCUACUGUCCGCAGCACCGUUCGUCGCUUGCGCGAACUAACUGAGGCAUAAGACAUACUCGAGUACUUGUCUCUAUUCAUGUUUGCUCGCCGUCGGGAGAUGGGUACAUUGUCUUCACACAUGAGCUUACAAUAGCUCACGAACAUCCCUGAAGUUGAAUGGAUCAC